Microtus ochrogaster (prairie vole) is the source of this 1478-nucleotide messenger RNA. RefSeq names its product serum amyloid A like 1 (gene Saal1). Gene Ontology annotation, cellular component: nucleoplasm. NCBI's taxonomy places the organism in Eukaryota, Metazoa, Chordata, Mammalia, Rodentia, Cricetidae. Gene Ontology annotation, biological process: positive regulation of synoviocyte proliferation. The record is from RefSeq and is a predicted model, not a curated record.
GCAUGGACCGUAACCCGUCCCCUCCUCCGCCUAGCUGCAAUCAGGAGGACGAGGAGGACCUGGCCGGGGGAGACUGCAUUGGGAGCACGGUCUACAGCAAGCACUGGCUCUUCGGAGUACUCAGCGGACUCAUCCAGAUUGUCACACCUGAAAGUGCCAAGUCCGGCUCGGAUGAUGAUGAGCAACAGAUGGAGCUCACUGAGGAAACGGAGAACGAAAUCUGCAGAGUCUGGGAUAUGUCCAUGGAUGAGGAUGUGGCUUUGUUUCUACAAGAAUUUAAGGCUCCUGAUAUAUUCAUGGGAGUGCUGGCCAAAUCCAGGUGUCCCCGAUUAAGAGAAAUCUGUGUGGGAAUUUUAGGGAAUAUGGCUUGUUUCCGGGAGAUAUGUGUGUCCAUCAGCAGCUGCGAAGAUCAUGGGCAGGUGCUUCUGCAGUGUUUGUGCGACUCAGACCCACCCACUCUGCUAGAAACCAGCAGGUUGUUGCUUACUUGCCUUUCCCAGGCAGAAGUGGCCAGUGUCUGGGUUGAAAGGAUCCGGGAACAUCCAUCCAUUUAUGCUAGCGUCUGCUUCAUCAUGUCAAGUUCAACAAAUGUUGACUUGUUGGUGAAGGUGGGGGAGGUCGUGGACAAGCUCUUUGACUUGGAUGAAAAACUCAUGUUGGAGUGGAUUAGAAAUGGGACUGCCCGGCUUCCGGACCAACCCCAGGAGGACUCUGAAGAGCAGCCAGUAUUUUCUUUUGUACCCAGUAUACUGGAAGCUGCCAGACAAAUACGGUCUGAAAACCUGGAAGGGCUGGAUGUUUACAUGCACAUCUUACAGCUGCUCACCACAGUGGAUGAUGGGAUUCAAGCAAUUGUACAGUGUCCUGAUACUGCAAAAGACACAUGGAAUUUACUUUUUGACCUGGUGUGCCAUGAAUUCUGCCAAGUUGGUGACCCGCCCAUCAUACUGCAGGAGCAGAAAACAGUGCUGGCCUCUGUCUUCUCCGUGAUGUCUGCCAUCAGUGCUUCGUGGGCUGCACAGGAGCACCCCAAGAGGGAAGAAGUGGCUCUUCCUCUAAUUGACAGCCUGAUUCGGGUGUUACAAAAUAUGGAACAUUGUCAGAAGAAACCAGAGAACUCCACAGAGUCCGACCCAGAGGAGCCUACAAACUGUGGUUCAACCCAAGAUGAGUUCCAUAUGAAGAUCCUGAAGGAUAUUUCAUGUGAAUUCCUUUCUAAUAUUUUUCAGGAGUUAACAAAGGAAACUGUGGCUCUGGGACUGCAGGAGGGCCAGUUAAACAAAGAGAAGUGUUCCUGUGCAUUUCAGUGCCUCUUGCCCCUCUACAGCCCAGUGGUGGAAGACUUCAUUAAAGUCCUACGCGAGGUUGACAAGGCUCUUGCCGAGGACCUGGAAGAAAGCUUCCCCAGUGUGAAGGCUCAGACUUGAGACCCGAGUUGGAGUUCUGCUCUCUAAGGAAUAAACUGUUUCCAGUGGUUU